Molecule: messenger RNA, 4235 nt
Organism: Chara braunii
Lineage: Eukaryota; Viridiplantae; Streptophyta; Charophyceae; Charales; Characeae
Source: the annotation of a GenBank genome assembly
AGGAACACUUUUUUCGUGGCGAGGGGUAUAGAUGCCACGUGGCCACUCCGGCGGUGUGGCACGCGAUUUGGUCAACGGAUAUGUCCAAGUGUCCUACACAAUUGGCUUCUGUCGUGCAGGCCUUGCAGAGUCUCCCUCUAGGUCAUCCCUCUUUUCAACGGCCACCUCUUCGUUUUCCCGAUGACGUCGUUCCGUCGCCCCUGUCGACCGCUGCCCCCUCGCAAGUGGCGCCAUCUCCAUGUGCACCACUUGCUCCCUUUCCCCCUCGUCCGCUUCGUCAGACGAUUCCCGCAUCCGUUGAUGGCAGACCAUCUGUGGCAACGCAGCCUGAUGCGCAAGGCACCGUGCCAGUUUCAGGUGUCGGGGAACCUGUGUCGUUCGACGAGCAAGGCACUCGUGCUUUCGUCGAGGGCGGUGGGUGGGGGAAGGACGCUGGCACAUCAUCAGGCCUCGCCCCGUUGUUCACUGGCAACAGGGACAAGGUCCCAAGAGUUCGACGCRCAGACACACGUCCGRCYGUGGCAGGAGCACCCGCAACAGGACAUCAAUCCGCUGCGUAUCCAUGGUUGCCUCCCCCUCCUUCGCAAACACGACGGCCUACACCAGACUUGACUUCGACACCUGUUGGCGAGGCCGCUGCAACUGCCACUGAGGGUGCGGGAAACGUCCAGCUCGACGAGCCCGUCCAGGUUUCGGAUUCGUCACCCACUCCUGUGCCCGUGAACGGCCCGACCUCGCAGCACGGUGUUUUUGGGACACUGGAUCCUUUACAGAAUCUGCGCAACAUUGCAGCUCCGAGUCCAGGCCCCACCGCAUCACCUGCAGCCGGGGGCGGGGUGUGGGAUUCGCUAGGUAUGGGCGCCGGUGCACGAGUGAGGGGCACUUACAGGCAGCAGGCGGUGACCUCGUAUUACAACGACCCGYUGRAGCACGCAUGRCACCUGCAGAUCAUGCGAUUCAUUGUCGAGAGCGGCAUGCYGUUCAACUGUGUGAAGCUUGAGAGCUUCAAACGCAUGUUGACGUUGAUCAUCCCGCCUGGGGUUCCAGGWGUCCMYACCCCAAAAMMCCCAAYGUAUCACAUGAUCCGUACCACACUUUUGGAUGAGCUUGAUGUGGAAGUCCAAAAGUGUGUGAAACCUGUCCUCGCUACUGCAGCUACCUAYGGUUGCACGAUAAUGACAGACGGUUGRACSAACAUUCGGGGCCAAACGUUGUGCAACUAUCUCGUCGGCACKACACGGGGUGCCACAUACGUCGCGACAGAUGUUAUGCGAGGAAAGAAGGAUGCCACUGCUCUGGCGCAGGCUUGGCUGCGAAGGUUGAAGUCCCUURACAUCAAGCUYGCYGACAUCACCGCUUUCGUCACAGACUCUGYCAGUUCGAACGUUUCUGCGAUGGAGGUGUUCCAGAAGGAUGAGAGUGUCAAGCACAUCUUCUGGAUUCCUUGUGUGGCACACGUCAUGGACCUCAUCCUUGAGGACAUCGGCGRCAUUGACUGGGUGGCGACCCGCAUUGCUCAGGCGCGUUUGGUCACAAAGUUUUUCAAGCGUCAUAGCCACGCUCGCGAAGUUUUGCAAGCUUUCACGACGAAGGCUCUGCUGCUUCCCGCCGAGACUCGCUUCGGUACGCAUGUGAUUAUGAUGCGACGACUUCUUCUGCUGCAAUCGCAUCUUAUGCAGGUGGUCGUUGAUGAUCGAUGGAAGGACACUGUUUGGUCAACGAAGAAGAUUCGAGACGACGCCACGGAGGUCACAGCAUCUGUCGGUUGUCCUCAAUGGUGGGAGGAUAUGAGAGCGCUGUGCAAGUUGUUGGAUCCCAUCAUGUAUAUGCUGCAGAUGGUGGACAGCAACACGAGGCAGAUUGGCAAGAUUCUGCGUCGGUACGACGAGAUGAUCACGCGUUGUUUAUCUGCAUGUGACGCUUUGGAGAAGGACGAGCAGGACGCGUUGCUUGAAGUGUUUGACAGACGCCGCACCAUGUUCAAGUCGCCUGCUCAUGUUGCUGCCAUGAUGUUGGACCCCGAGUUUCGAGACCGCACGAUGCCAGAUGACGAGGAGAUGCAGCACGGUUUGAAACUCGCUGUGAUUCAGUUUGGGUACCCGGAACAUUCGGAUCAGCACACCGAGGUCCUCACUGCCAUUGACAAGUUCCAUUCCAGGGAGCCGCUGUUCGACGACGUGGCCAUGGACCGGGCGGCGAGGAGCUAUACCCAUCCAGCCUGUUUCUGGGAGUCGAAGGAGAAGAGGAGGAGGUGUCGUGGCGGCGGUCGCGGAGGUGGUCGUCAGGGCGGUCGCGGGCGAGGCGGGCGUGGAGGUCCUGGCAGGAGGCGUAGUGUCGCGAGUCGUGGAAGGGCAGUGGACGAGCUAGUAUGCAAGCCUCGACAACGAUGGGAUGAGGGAGACUUUUUGUACRAGAGCUSGUYCAGCGAUGACGAGGAUUUCUUCGGGAYUGGCAGGCCUGCACAGGAUGGCGACAGCGAUUUCGACGACCGUCACCCGAACGUGGGCGACGACGAUGGCGCCAGUGGCGAUGAUCACGGUGACGGAGGAGAUAGGCCACGACCUGCACAUGGUGACAUGAUGCGCGCCGACGGGGCAGGGGGCGAGCACCGCACAGCAKUAGAUGACGCUCGAGAUGGAGUGCAUGAUGAUGGUUCACGACCURUCUCGGGCGGUGACCUGAGGCGCUUGAAACGCGGACCAAGGGAAAAAGACACUAUCGCUUCACGUGUGCGCAAACGUCAUGGUGGGGUUGCUAGCAUUCCACUAUCACGAGUCCCCGCAACUGGGCAGAUUCCAGUUUCUGAGGACUCUUUCAGCAAUCACGGUGGCGAGGAUCGGAUCGAGUUGCAUGGCGGGAGCGGUCAUCCACGAGGUGACACUUCGAGUAUGCACGCGACAGCUCCGAUGGGGCCUUCCGUAGCAGUCCCAGAAUCGCAACAGGGUCCAGCACCGUUGAUGCGUCAUCCCGAGGUUCAGGGAGAGAUCAGUCCUCUCCCGACAGUGCGGGACGAGGGUUCUGUCGGUGCACUGCAUCCACUCACGUCUGCCGGAGCGGCAGUUUCAGUUGCAGCGACCUCGGAUGUGGGACAACCACUGGCAGCGGCGGAGCAAGAAAGUCUACCCUAUGUGUCACCGCCCAAGCCACAACAACCUGUUGUCAUGGAGCGUGGAUCGGACGGGUUUGACGUGGCAGGAGGCGAUAUGGCCGAUAUGAUUACGAGCCCAAUGGUGUCUGCCACGCCCACAAUUUUUCGUGUUGGCAAACUACGCGAGGUGGCCCUUGGUUUGGCGGAGACGGCGACGCGACACCGCCGCGGCGGUCAGUGCAGCAUCGCACAAUGCAGUCUUUGUCAUUCGUUUGACGGCGCAGAGGAAGGGUCUCCUGGUGGGCCAGUUGACACACUCGAAAGAGAAGCAAGACCCCCAAGUCCGCCGUCAAACUYAGAGCAUCAUCCGAUUGCCGCGGCUAUCGGCGCAGAUGCGGGCGUCCCCGUCACAAACAGUGGCGCGGACGCGACAGAACAACUUGUGGUUGGGUCAUCGGCGACAGCACGGCGCGACAGAGCCACUGUUUUGCCGAUAGUGGCAUUCUAUGCCAGCGGGAAGAGUACUGGGGGGAUGGAUGAGCAGGGAGUCCGGAAUGUUGGUAGGCCAUCUGCACCGUCUAUGGGGAAACGAUCCAUUGGGAGUGUGGAUGGUGCUCGGCACACCGCCAUGGCAGAGUUUGAGGACCGACACGGGAGUGCUUUGCCGACGAAGACGUCUGAUGUCCAUGCUACGAGAGCCGCAAAGGCGAGUCUUCCUCGGGCAAGGAAGAAGGCCUCGGCAAGGAAGGCGUCACGUUCAUCCUCACAUAUGCGUUCCCGAGAGAAAGAAUCGGGCGUUGUGCAUCUCGAGGACGGAGAGAUUGCACCCGACGGCGACGCAUUGGAUGUUGGAGGGAGGGAUGCAACGACGGCGGAUAUCGUCGGCAGGGAGGGCACAGGGAAUGCAGUGGCAGGUYAGAAGAGACGCGGCMGUGUACUUAUCGUCCACGACGACAGCACAGAUGUCRCCCCGGGAGAGACCACARRCACUGAUGAUGCAGGGGACUCCGAUUACGUACCCAAACCACGRGCGGCAGAUGGAGAUGAUGGAGGAGGGCGACGAGUGAGACCGAGGACACGACUCGGGCCACAAGGGCAGCGAGCAUAGGGCACACCAUCGGCGAUGAUUCCUGCCCCCAUAGAUCGG